Laetiporus sulphureus 93-53 is the source of this 728-nucleotide messenger RNA. RefSeq lists its product as uncharacterized. The coding region runs from base 172 to 549 and encodes 125 amino acids. NCBI's taxonomy places the organism in Eukaryota, Fungi, Basidiomycota, Agaricomycetes, Polyporales, Laetiporaceae. The record is from RefSeq and is a predicted model, not a curated record. The transcript has 2 exons.
UUCAUGGUCAACGCGCGGAGGCGGACGGGCUCAGUCUGCCGGAUGCAUGCGAGCGCGCGUGUUGGCGUCGCUUCUCACGAGAUGCGUGAAAACUGACUGGUUUCGCAUUCUCACAUACGCGGCCCAGUGCUCUGUUAUCCUCGCUCGUCGUUCCGUGUGCCGCGUACGGCGAUGUGGGCGACCCAGCGGCCUCUUUUGAUGCUCCAACGCACGAAGGCCAUGCCGAGUGCGAGUGUUGCGCUUCAACGCAGGCCGCUCCCAUAUUGUCGUCGAUUGCAAACCGAACGCAGAGCGACCGUUUCAUGCUUGUCGUCGCCGACGUUCCGGGCAGAGGCGGACGCGCACAGUCUGUCAGACGCAAUGCAGCGCAUCGCGUCUGUGAAACGAGAUGGGCGCAAACUCACUGGCUUCACAUUCGCGUAUCCAGCGCUAUCGCACACGGAGACGUGGGCAGUCUCGUCUUUCAGGGGGCCUAGCAGUCUCGACGGAGUCAACAGUGCGAGUAGUAGACGCGGCGUCGGGGGAAGUGAGCGCAGUGCAUCGGCGUAGAUGACGGCGUCGGCGAGUGCAGAGAUGCGAGGAUGGCCGACCGCGGUGGAGCAAGUGGCGGUUCUCAAGCGCCGCAAGUCUACCCUCGUCAGCUCCUCCGUCUCCUCCUCACGUCAAGUUGAAGCUCGGAUUGAGUCGGCGGGCCAGAGGGACCAGACGUCGGCGAGGAGCGCACGUUC